This is a messenger RNA of Aspergillus affinis, 1062 nucleotides long. RefSeq lists its product as uncharacterized. The record is from RefSeq and is a predicted model, not a curated record. The transcript has a single exon. Bases 1 to 1062 code for a protein of 353 amino acids. Lineage: Eukaryota; Fungi; Ascomycota; Eurotiomycetes; Eurotiales; Aspergillaceae.
AUGAUUUCCUCCAUCUUCCGAUACUCGGUUCCAUGUCGAUAUGUGAGCAGACAGUGUCCUCACAAAUUGAAGGCCCCAUAUUUGGUUAUGGAUUACAUCGAUAGCACCGAAGGAGUUAUGCUUUCCGAAUCCUGGGAAGAGUCACGCCACGACCAGACUCGGAGGAAAAAUCUAUUCACAGGAUUGUCUCGGAUUAUUUUAUCCUUAGCACUUCUACCAUUUGAACGGAUAGGUUCUCUAACAAUUGAUAACCGAGGCGUCAUACGACUGAGAAAUCGCCCGCUCACGCUCCGACUUCAGCACCUAGAAAACCAGUCCGUUCCGACAAGCAUUAACCGAGACCUAACUUAUUGUUCCCCAGAUGCGUAUUUCCUGGAUCUCCUGGGGUAUCAUGACAGUUAUUUGCGACAUUCGCCGAAUUCUGUGCGGGAUGAGCUUGAUGGCCAGGCGCAGCUAUCAACACUGACCAUAAUGCGUGCUAUCCUGCCGCAUUUCACAAAUCGUGACUUCUAUCGGGGGUCUUUCAUUUUAAAUCUCACGGAUCUACAUCAAAGCAACAUCUUUGUGGACGGCGACUGGAACAUCAAGUGUCUUGUUGACCUAGAGUGGACAUGCUCACGCCCAAUUGAAAUGCUACAUCCCCCAUACUGGCUUACUAGUCGUGGUGUGGACCAAUUGGAAGAGGGGGAGCAUCUCAAUGCUUUCAAACAUAUGCAUAGCGAAUUUAUGGACGCGUUUUCAAACGAGGAAGAAGUACUAUCCGAAAAGGAACCCGGGGCUUUCAGCUUAACAAGGAUCAUAAAACGGGGCUUGGAAAACGGGAGCUUCUGGUAUUCUCAUGCCCUUGACAACCUGAAAGGGCUGUAUAACAUAUUCCUCGAUCACAUUCAACCUAUUUUUACAAAGCUGGACGUUGACGGAGUGGACAGGUUGGAGCAAGCGGUGGCGCCCUAUUGGAGUGCGGAUAUGCAGGGUUUCCUUGCGAAGAAACUCAAGGAUCAAGAAGAAUACCAAAACAAACUGCGGGAGGCAUUCGUGGUUGCCAAGGCAGAACCGAGGUAA